Mandrillus leucophaeus (drill) is the source of this 1599-nucleotide messenger RNA. RefSeq names its product CMRF35-like molecule 6. The transcript is spliced from 4 exons. Gene Ontology annotation, cellular component: plasma membrane. Lineage: Eukaryota; Metazoa; Chordata; Mammalia; Primates; Cercopithecidae. The coding region runs from base 390 to 1076 and encodes 228 amino acids. Gene Ontology annotation, molecular function: transmembrane signaling receptor activity. The record is from RefSeq and is a predicted model, not a curated record.
ACGGAGGGUGGAGCAGCCCCUGUGGUAGGAAAUGGCCUGGCUUGGCUCUGCCUUCUGCCGUGUGAGUAACACACUGAAGCCAGAAGCUGUGGGCUGUGGGGAAGUGGCUGCAUUUCCAUCCAAGGGACCCUGAACUUUGCCAGACUUCGGGGUUGAGAGAAGCCACUAGCAGCAUCCCAGAGCUGUCAGCACCGGCCUCAGCCCAGGCGGCUCUCUCCCUGAGCUUCCUGCACCCUGACCCUCUCCAGCCUCAGACCUGAGACAGGGCUGGACAAGGAAGCAGAGAGCAGAAGAAAAGCAGAAGCAAAGCUCAGAUCUGCUGGGAGGAGGCUCCAUUUUGUCUCCUCCUGGGGUCUUGCACAGUGGCAGGUGACAUUCGUGUUACAGGAAUGACUGCCAGGGCCUGGGCCUCGUGGCGGCCUUCAGCUCUGCUCCUCCUGCUUGUCCCAGGCUGUUUUCCUCUGAGAGGCCCCAGCACCGUGGACGGCCCCGUGGGGGGAUCCCUGAGCGUGCAGUGUUGGUAUGAGGAGAAACACAAGACUCUCAACAAAUACUGGUGCAGACCACCACGGGUUCUCCAAUGUAACAAGAUUGUGGAGACCAAAGGGCCAGCAGGAAAAAUGAACAGCCGAGUGUCCAUCAGGGACAGUCCUGAAAACCUCAGCUUCACAGUGACCUUGGAGAAUCUCACAGAGGAGGACGCAGGCACAUACUGGUGUGGGGUGAAUACACCGUGGCUCCAAGACCUUUAUGAUCCCUAUGUCCAGGUUGAGGUGUCCGUGUUCCCAGGUGAGCUGACCCGUGUUUCACCCACAGCCUCCAGCCCCCAGAGCUCCAUGGGCACCUCAGGUCCUCCCCCGAAGCUACCAGUGCACACCUGGCCCAGCGUGACCAGAAAGGACAGCCCCGAACCCAGCCCACACCCUGGCUCCCUGUUCAGCAACGUCCGCUUCCUGCUCCUGGUCCUCCUGGAGCUGCCCCUGCUCCUGAGCAUGCUGGGUGCCAUCCUCUGGGUGAACAGACCUCGGAGAAGCUCUAGAAGCAGGCAGAGUUGGCCCGAGGGUGAGAACCAGUAGCAUCUGCUGUCCAUCAAGGCCCUGCGCUGCGACAGAGCCCUGCUGCGGGACUGGAAUGACCUCCUGACCGCUCCCUCCCGGGCUGCUUUCCCCACAUCUCCCGGAAUCCUCUGUGAGCCUCCUUCAGCCUUUUCCCUGUGCCCGAUCCUCAUGUGUCACACGUGAACCUGAUGGACAUGGACACCCUGAGCUGUGACUCCACGUCUCACGUGCACGCCCUGGACAGCUAAGCUCAAGGUGUCAGCAACACAUUUGAGUGCCCGUAUGCCCUCCCUGCAUCCUUCCUUUUUCUCCAGGAGCCUGGCAUUGCUUCCUCCACGUUUUUACAGGGAGAGGCAGGUCCAGGACUCCCCUGUACCUUUGCCACCAUAAUCGCCCACACUCCCUGGGUCCAGGAGUGCAGAAUAUGAGGCUGCUUCCAUUUACUGAGUGUGUCGAUUCCAUGAUGCCUUCAAACUUUAAGAAAUGACGAUGUGUAGGUUUGGGAUGUAUCAGGCCUACUAAGUCAGACCUGAGUGAGAAA